Molecule: messenger RNA, 2806 nt
Organism: Oncorhynchus mykiss (rainbow trout)
Lineage: Eukaryota; Metazoa; Chordata; Actinopteri; Salmoniformes; Salmonidae
Product: phospholipid phosphatase-related protein type 5-like
Biological process (GO): phospholipid metabolic process; signal transduction; phospholipid dephosphorylation
Cellular component (GO): plasma membrane
Molecular function (GO): phosphatidate phosphatase activity
Source: RefSeq, a predicted model, not a curated record
UCAGACCCACGGCUGCGCUCCCUCCUUCCCUCCCUCCCACUCACCAAGUUUCCGUCUCUGUCUCGUUCAUUCCGGUUCCAGGGACCAACACCGUGUGCCAUGACAGAAAAAGGCUCUGUGAAUAUUAUCGGCAAUGCCUUUUAACAAGCAUUAAUGGCAGUAGGAAACACGUGGUGCUGACCGGAGUUGUGAUGGUCAGGCUGUUGCGCUAGUCUAGGGCGGAGAAGGCGUCAUGAAUGGCAGGGCUUUCUCUCCUCAGUGAAGUGAUUUGUUAAAUGUUCAUUCCUCUACCUUUCACGAACAUGCUUUAUUUUCAGCUGGUGAUCAUGGCGGGGACAGUCAUGCUAGCAUACUACUUCGAGUACACGGACACGUUCAACGUGCACGUCCAAGGGUUCUUCUGCUAUGACAAUGCCUACGUGAAGCCGUACCUCGGACCGGAGGAGUCCAGCGCGAUCCCACCGACUUUACUGUAUGCGCUCGUGGCAGGGGUCCCUACAGUUGUGAUGAUGAUCUCAGAGGCUGUCCUGUUUUUGAUACAGUACUCCUCUAAAGAGCUGGACGGUCAGGAGAAGACCAUCCAGACCGGAGACUGCUGCUAUCUCAACCCACUGGUGCAAAGGACCUUUCGCUUUCUGGGCGUCUACACGUUCGGCCUGUUCACCGUGGACAUCUUUGUGAACGCCGGACAGCUGGUGACGGGGAAUCUGGCCCCACACUUCCUGACGGUGUGUAAGCCCAACUACACAGCCCUGGGCUGCCAGCACGCCCUGAUCUACAUCAGUCAACAGGAGGCCUGCACGGGGAACCAGGAGGAUGUCCUGCGCGCACGCAAAACCUUCCCCUCCAAAGAGGCAGCGCUCAGUGUCUACGCAGCCUUCUAUCUUGCGAGUUACAUCACAUGUACAGUGGAAGUCAAAGGAACGCGGCUAGCCAAGCCUGUGCUGUCCCUGGGUCUGAUGUAUCUGGCUUUCCUCACGGGACUCAACAGAGUGGCUGAGUACCGGAACCACUGGUCUGACGUCAUCGCUGGAUUCAUCAUAGGAGUGGCCAUCGCCACUUUCCUGGUGGUGUGUGUGGUGCAUAACUUCAAAGGCAAGCUGUUGCUGAGUGGUGAAGACCCCCCACAGGAGAACAUGUCUAGAGUGGAGAGCCCACUGGAGAAGUACAUCACUUUGCAGAAUCACAUCGCCUUCGCUGAGGUCACAUGACGCUGAAUCGGCUGUUUGGCAAACCCAUUGGACAUCCACGCACUUCACCGUCCAAUCAAAAAUCGAAUAGCUCUUCACCGUCCAAUCCCCCCCCCCCCAAAAAAAAUGGAAUAGUCAAGUUACAACGCUAACUCAUUAUGCAUGGCUACUGUAUGAGGUCUGUUAGUGUUGUUGUCUGUUAAGUCCCUGUAUCAUGGCCUAUACAGCAGUCAGGGAAAACUCCUCAAAAGCAUGAUGGGAAAGGCCUUACUGGGUUUCUCCAUUUAUUUAAUCUAUUUUGGGACUAAAUCCCCCAAUGAAGAAAAUCAACUGGAAUCAACUUGAAUUGAACUGGACUCUUCUUUACACGACAUGACCUGCUGUGACCCAGAUGCCUCUAUCUACUGAAGCAGAGAGGUGAUUCAUCCAUUUUCCCACAAUGUUGGUCAAAUGGGUUCUUAUUCAUCACUUCUAAAUAAUAAUUUUGUGUCUUUUCCAUCAGUAGAGAAGAACAGAGCAAAUUAUCGAUGUCUCUGUUAUGUUUCCCCUUGAAAACGAUAUUUUUUGUAAUGCUCACUAAUGCACUUAACUGUCACAAAGAGGACAUAGCGACACACACCAGCACUUUAAAAUCAAACCCGAGUCAAAAACCGCAGGCAAGAUGGCCGCCCAUACUGCUGCUGCUUGAAAAAUAUAUAAAAUAUAAAAUAUGUCAAUUCAGGAUUAGUCAAAUCUGCUAAUGUGUGCGUUGCAAGACUUAACUGUUUAGUGUUAUUAUAUUCAAAUUAUGAAAAAAAAUAUAGCUGUAUAUAGUGUAUACAUACUUCAAUUUCCUUUUGCCAAAUAUUGCUGUCUAUUUUCUUAUGGUUGUGUACUGUAUGUACUGUGUGUAUUGUGUGUACUGUGUGUGUUUGUUCACAAAAAUUACUGUCCACGUGUUGUUUAUUUUAUCAAUUGACUAUUAGUACUUGAUUGUUUUGCUAUCAUGAGAUAGCUAUACCAUGUUAAACAUCUAGGCAACACAUGGCUAUGUUCUAUCAUGAGAUAGCUAUACCAUGAUACACUCUACAGGAUCGGUGUCCCCCCCGCGGACGGUUGAGCUUACGUGCUAAUGUGAUUAGCAUGACAUUGUAAGUAAAAACAACAUUUCCCAGGACAUAGACAUAUCUGACAUGGGCAGAAAGCUUAAACUGCACUGUCCAAUUUACAGUAGCUAUUACAGUGAAAUAAUACCAUGCUGUUGUUUGAGGAGAGUUGUACAGUUAUGUAUCAAUAAACAUGUAUCAAUAAACCAAUUAGGCACAUUUGGGCAGACUUGAUACAAUAUUUUGAACAGAAAUGCAAUGGUUCAUUAGAUCAGUGUAAAACUGUGCGCAUACACUGCUGCCAUCUAGUGGCCAAAAUCUAAAUUGCGCCUGGACUGGAAUAAUCAUUGCAGCCUUUUUUGGGGCUUUUCAAAGAUGAUGAAAAAAACAUGAUCUUUAAUCAGAUCGAAUGUGUUCUAUUCUCCUACAUUAAUUUCACAUUUCCACAAAACUUCAAAGUGUUUCCUUUCAAAUGGUAUCAAUAAUAUGCAUAUCCUUGCUUCAGGUCCUGAGCUACAGGCAGUUAGAUUU